Messenger RNA from Dentiscutata erythropus, 320 nucleotides. The record is from the annotation of a GenBank genome assembly. NCBI's taxonomy places the organism in Eukaryota, Fungi, Glomeromycota, Glomeromycetes, Diversisporales, Gigasporaceae.
CCGAAAGGACAGUACCACCAACAACGAAAUUACACCGACUCCAACGACGAAGGCUCACUACACACUUAGAAGAAAAGAAAGUGGUAGUCGGUGAAACUCAAGCAACGAAUUUAUAUCAAAUCCAAACCGAAAAACCAACUACAUACCGCAAACCGAAAAAACGAAGGCAUAAUUCAACGAACUACAUACCUAGAAGAAGAAAGGGCGGUAGUCAAGUGAAACCAAAAGAAAUCAAAGGACAAAAACCACAACGAAAUUUAUACCGAUUCCAGGGCGAAAACUUAACUCAUACCUGGAAGAAAAAAAAAAGUGUUAAGUGA